AAAUACAUGGACCACAACAAUCACUGUACCAAAAGGAGUUGUUUCCAACUACCGCUAUUUCAAAGGCUUUAUUCUGGAUUCAAAGCUUGGCGACAGGAAGGGGAGAGACAGGUGCUAUUAGUGUGUUUGUUCUGCAGAUUUUGAAAGAGUGUUAGAAAGAACUAGAAUUACUUCAGUUGAAGCUAGGACAUGUCACAAGAUUUGUGUAUCACUUUACCUACAUAGGUGUUAAUUUCCUUAGAAAUAGCCAGUUAGUCAGUGUUGUGGAAUAGCCAGCUCUGGGCAGACUGCCAGCGGACUUGCUCUACUGUUUGUGAGCCUCUUCUGAGGCCCUCUAUGUAUAUACUCUAGAUGUACACAAACAUACCACGGGUCAAAUUUCCCUGGAAAAGAAUGGGACAGAAAAUGUGUCAGACAAUUCCCUGAAAAACAUUAUCGUGUCUAGCUCUCUCUUAGUAUUCUCUCAUAGUACCGGUGUAUUAUUGUUUUUGGAUGUCAAGGGUGGGGCUCACAUUGUGUGAGACUAAAGCCCAUCCUGACUUGAUUGUGAGACGCCUGACUUUGUAAAUUCCUCAAAGGACUUUGAGCUGAAAUUACAAGAUUACAGAAGUUAACAUUUCACAUUUAUUCAGGCCGUCUGAGUCAUGCUUGAAAUUUAAUAAACUAAAGUUAUUCUCAUGCCUGUAGCAGCAAUAUAAACAUAAAAGUUCUUAAACUCAUGGGCCAUGUUUUUCAUAAUUGUGGACUGUAUUCAACUCUGUAAUGAUAGUAAAUUUACAGAGGUCAAAAUGUGAUGCUACAAACAUAUUAUUGCUAUAAUUAAUGAUGGCUUUAUUACAGAUGAAGACAGCAGCUUAAAGUGUAACUGAAGAAAGUUUUUUUUUUUUUUUUUUCUUCACUAACAAAUCCACUUUUCAGAUUUCAACCCAUGGUCGCUGACUGCCCUAGCUGGGGAUCGAGUGCAGGUGGUCCCUGUCAAGUGAUAGUCAAUAUGUGGGAGACCCAUCAUCAGCCCCGCACGAUGAGCCCCACAGCAUCACACCAGAAUAUCGAUGAUGGACAAUUUGGAUUUCACAAUGGGGAGUUUUGUGUUGACUCUGGGUUUCUGACGUGCCAGACAGAGAUUCGCCUGCGUCUGCACCAAUCUAGGGUGUCGCCAGUGUCCAUGACAAAGAAGAAAUUUAAGAAGUCACGCUUCAGAAUCAAGCUGACAUUAGAGGGUGUUGAGGAGGAGGAAGACGAGGAGGACGGGCACAGUCCUUCACCUUGGCACAAGAUGGCCACCACUCUGGAGACCAGUAUGAUCAGUGCCAAUGGCUAUAAGUCACGCCACUCGCAGCCUGAAUGUGGGUAUGCAUUGGAGCCCUCCCAGUGGAUGGAGUACAUUAUCCACACCAUGGACCCAGAUAACCUAGAGCUAACGUUUGAGUUCUUUGAGGAGGAUCUGAGUGAGCAUGUAGUCCAUGGGGAUACUUAUGAUGGGCAGGUGGGCACAGCUUGCCUCCUCUCCUCUUCUUUUUUGGAGAUCGGUAAGGACAACGGAGUAGCCACACUUCCAAUAAUGGGUCGAAAUUCCAGACAGACCAUCGGGAAGGUCAGAGUGGAUUACCUGGUGAUCCGGCCCAUUCAGGGGAUGCAGUGUGACAUGAGCUCCUCAUUCAGCAAGUACUGGAAGAAAAGAGGUGCUCUGGACGUGGGUCACAGAGGAGCAGGCAGCACACACGCAGCCAAGCACCACAGAGUCAGGGAAAAUACAAUAGCCUCAUUUAAAAGCGCUGCUCAGCAUGGUGCAGCCUAUGUAGAGUUUGAUGUUCACCUCUCCAAGGAUGCUGUUCCCAUUGUAUACCACGAUCUGACGUGCUGCAUCUCAACCAAAAAGAAAAAUGACCAGACUUCUCUGGAACUCAUUGAGGUGCCAGUCAAAGACUUGACAUUUGAUCAGCUGCAGCUUCUGAAGCUUGCCCAUGCCACUGCAUUAAAAGGCCACGAUGUCAAAGAUCUGCUGGAUGAUGAAGAGGAAAUCGAUGAGCAUCAGCCGUUCCCCUCACUCUCACAGAUCUUCCAAGCUAUUCCUGAGCAUGUGGGCUUCAACAUUGAGCUCAAAUGGAUCUGCCAGAUGAAGGACGGGUCAUGGGACGGCAACCUAUCAUCCUACUUCAACAUGAAUACCUUCCUCGAUGUCAUCCUGUCCUGUGUUCUGCAGAAAGGCGGGAAAAGACGCAUUGUCUUCUCCUGCUUCGACCCGGACGUCUGCAGCAUGGUGCGUCAAAAGCAGAACAAGUACCCCAUCCUCUUUCUGACUCAGGGAAUUUCUGAGCGGUAUCCUGAGAUGAUGGACAUCCGCUGCCAAACCACUCAGAUCGCCAUAAGUUUCGCCCAGAGUGAGAAUAUUCUGGGGAUCAGUGCCCACACUGAAGAGCUGCUGAAGAACCUUAACUACAUCAGGGAUGCCAAGGCUAAAGGCCUGGUGGUGUUCAGCUGGGGAGAGGACAACAACGACCAUGAGACGAGAAGGAUGCUGAGAGAGCAGGGAAUUGAUGGGCUCAUCUACGAUAGUAUCUGUGAGGCCCAAGGGGAGGAGCCAAACAUCUUCCAGGUAGAGGAGCAACACUCCCUGCAGGAGGUUAUCACAGAGGAGACCCUAAACAGCCCCAGCUGUUCCUGCUACUCCAUUCAGUGCUCCAUGGCUCCCUGCGAGGCCCGGACAGGCAACGCUGAGUAUGACUCUGGCCUCGGCUCUUCAUAAACGUCUACCUCGCUGCACAUACAAACUUAAGAGGACACUGGUGGGAAUGAAUGAAUAAACAAAAACAUGUAGUCACUCAAAAGUUACAGCUUACAGUAGGUUUUCCCCCUUCAUACAUGAUCAAGUGUAAAACCACUUAAACCGUCUCUACUCCAGCAUACUUGAUUACAGAUGUUUUUCCUUUUGUAUGAUUCUUUACAAACGUUUUGUUGAAAUGUUUUGCCAAACAUUAAAGCAGCCAUGUACAUGAACAGGGAUCAGAGCGGGUCUUCAUAAUAGUGGAACAAUAUAAAAAUUGGGAGAUGCUUCACAUGGGAUAUUUAGCCAAUAUGUUGCAUCUCUUCAUAGUCUUAAGUGCGAAGCUUUUAAUGUAUAUAUUUCACAAGUGUAACAUCACUGCAAAUUGUAUGUCAUAAACUUUAUGAUGAUGCAUGUAUCCAUUACCGUAACGGUUAUUUUCAUUGUCUGAAAUUGCAAUGAGUAAUAGCUACAGAAUUUCAGGUAAGAGGGUGAAAUUGAUGAAUGUUUUAUUUGCGACAGUGCACAUACAUACCACUGUCUUAAGCAGGAAAUAAUAAUUGUUUGUAUCUUGCCUUUUGUUUUAAAAUCGCCAAUACCUCACUCAUGUAUUAGAGUACACAAGAGUUGAAAUGUCUGUAAAGAAUGAUUAAAUUCCUAUACUGCCUUCCUACAAAUCCUAUUUAACGCCACAACACCCAUGCUUUUUAUUGCAUGGCAGAUUAUUUUUUGGCAAUUGCACUUGAAGCAAUUAAUCAUUUGAAUAUUAAAGUGUGCAUUAGUAUAAUUCAGUGAAAAUGCUGCAUUUUGAACACAGCAAAACAAAUCAGUUAUAGUGUACUGUCUGUAUAUCUGUCUCACUGCACAUGUCAUCUCUUGACGUCAAACUCUUACGAGUGAGCCAUGCAUGGUCUGUAUAUUUGUAUGAAUGAGUCUAAGGUGUAAAUUUAUCUGCCAUUACAGGACAGAAGAGUGUAAAUAAAAUCCAAAUCUAUA
Molecule: messenger RNA, 3760 nt
Organism: Micropterus salmoides (largemouth bass)
Lineage: Eukaryota; Metazoa; Chordata; Actinopteri; Centrarchiformes; Centrarchidae
Gene: gpcpd1
Product: glycerophosphocholine phosphodiesterase 1
Exons: 18
Coding region: 929-2746 (605 amino acids)
Biological process (GO): glycerophospholipid catabolic process
Molecular function (GO): starch binding; glycerophosphocholine phosphodiesterase activity
Source: RefSeq, a predicted model, not a curated record